CAUGCUUGGCAUGUUACACACUAAUCACUUGGCUGCAGACGCUCAAGGCAUGGGAAUAACGAUCCUGGCAGCACAACGCCGCGAUAGAAAUGUUCACGGGACAUCCAGACCGUCUCGACCAGGCAUUGCCCCCCUUCUGGUUCAGCGAGGGGGGGUUCUCAUCGUUCGUUAAUCGUCCAAUCAGUGUUGAUAUUUUGAAGCUAGCAGCGCCCCUUGAGUCCCUGCAGGUCUCGCCGGUAAUUAAUUAGAGAGGCCAGGUGCAUCGGCCACGUCGGGGAUGCUGCCCCGAAGCCACGCCGAAUGAAUCAGAAUUGAUGCCACACGGAUACCAGCUCGUGUUGCCUCCGACGGGCAGUGGGGGAAGGCAUGUUAUAAUUAAUAUGUGAGCAUUCGUUCGCGACCUGUCAGUCACUUGGCCUGCUAUCUUUCUAUUUUCUUCAUCCACAGCACUCUUGCGGAUGAUUUCGGUUCAGAAGGACUGGUACGAUGGCUGAAACGAUAGCAGCAACGACAUCGGCAGAGGCGGCAGCCGACGGCGACCCGACCCGGCUCGUAGUGCCGCGCUGGCCGCUCUCCUCGCGUCUCAAGUACGCCGUCAUCGCAUUCCUCUGGAAGAGGUUGAUCCUCAAGCCAUUGCUGUACUACAGCGAGUUCAAGAAAUACUUUAUCCCUCCAGGCGAGAACGAGCCGGAUCAUGUCAAGGCUUACCCGGUGCGAAAGUCUCUCAAGGUCCGAAUUUUCUUCCCACCCUCCUACAACCCCUCGACCUCCUCGCCGGAAACCACCACCAAGCUGCCCACCCUCCUCACCUGCCACGGCGGCGGCUUCCUGGUCGGGGAGCCGCACGACAACGACGCCUGGAACCGCGCGUUCGCCAAGCGCCACGGCUUUCUGGUCAUCGCCCUCGACUACAGCAAGGGGCCCCGGCACCGCUUUCCGGCCGCCGUGCACGACGUCGAGGCGCUCGUCGGCUGCAUCCUGGCCGACCGGUCCCUGCCCGUCGACGCCGCCCGCGUCGCCGUGGCCGGCUGGUCCGCCGGCGGCAACCUCGUCCUGGCCGCCUCCCUCCUGCCCUCGCUGCGCGGCCGCAUCCGCGCCGCCGUGCCCCUCUACCCGCUCCUCGACCGUGCCACCGCCACCGCCGUCAAGACCCGCACCCGCCGGUACAAGCCCGCCCUGGGCGGGUUCCGCGCCCGCGACGGCGACUUCGUCGCCCCCAUGAUGGGCCUCUUCGACUGGGCCUCUCUCCGCCCCGGCCAGCGCUGCGACGACCCCCUGGUGAGUCCGUGCUACGCCCCGCGGGAGCACCUGCCCGCGGGCGUGUUCCUGAUCGGCUGCGAGUUGGACAUGCUGGCGCACGAGGCCUGGCGCGUGGCCUGCCGGCUCGCGGGGAGGAGGGUCCCCUCGCUGGACGAGCCCGUCGGGCGCGAGGAGGCGGGGGGCAAGGGGGAGCUGGUCACCGGGGGCGACGAGCGGUUCGCGUGGGAGGAGGAGACGGCGGAGGAGGACGGGGGGUUACGGGUCAGGUGGCUGCUCGUGCCCGACACCGUCCACGGGUUCGACCAGAGCAACAUCGAGGGGCUGGUCAAGGAUCCGGUCUUCAUGGAGGAUGCGCGCAUCAAGACGGUCAAGGUGAUUGACUUGGUCGGGGAGUGGCUGCUCAGCGGGCCAUUGCAGGCAACGAAGUCCUGAUGUCCAGAGCUGGAUAGGCCCAUGACAUUUGCAUGGUUACGUGCGUGGCUUGGUACGUUGGUCAUCUUCCGCCUCCAGAAGAUCAAUUCAGUGUUGGGCCUUCGUGAAACUGCUAGACACGAAGCGAGUGAAGCGGGUGGGAUCAGUUUUGUUUGCUAGAGGCCAGAAGCUUUUCGAUUCCUGCAAUUAAAAUUUACCAUUGUUUAAUUUUAGAUUAAAUAAUAAUUAUAUCCUCAAAAACGAGUUCCCG
This is a messenger RNA of Thermothelomyces thermophilus ATCC 42464, 1942 nucleotides long. RefSeq lists its product as uncharacterized. Gene Ontology annotation, molecular function: hydrolase activity. The coding region runs from base 487 to 1692 and encodes 401 amino acids. The transcript is spliced from 2 exons. Lineage: Eukaryota; Fungi; Ascomycota; Sordariomycetes; Sordariales; Chaetomiaceae. The record is from RefSeq and is a predicted model, not a curated record.